AUGUCUACUGACCCUGCCCUGUUGGACCCCACAUUGGCCCGUAAGCUGCGCUCUAACCGGGAAGUGGCUCUCUCCAGCCUGGAGCAGGUCAUCUCCAAAUACGCCCUGAAGCAGGACGACACGGAGGAGGUGGAAAGGAGGAAACGGCUAGAGAGAGACAGGCAAAAGAAAGAGGGUCAGUCAUCGGAGCAGGCCACCACAGCCGAUGACAAUCCCCUGAUGAAGGGAGAGGAGGAGGUUGAGGAACAAGCUGAGGAAGAGGAUGAUGAAGACGACGAGUCGUCUGAUCCAGACAUCGAGGAGGAGAUCCAGGCCAGCAAAGCACAAGCAGGGCCAGAGGAGGAGGAGGACAACAAUGAGGUAGAGGCAGCCAACAAGAGUGAAACCGAGGUGGAUAGGGGGAGUGACGGAGACCAGGACGGAGGAGAGGAAGAAGAGAACACUGAGGAGGACAAAGACUCUGUGACGAGAGGAACCAGCCCCGUCUCCCGGGGUGAUGCCCCACGGAUCUCCUCCUUAGUCGACGAAUCCCCCACAGACAGCCCCAGCCAAUCAGAGGCGAUGGAGGCAGACAAGGGGAACGAAUCAUCUGAUACCAACCUCCCAAAGGAGGACGUUGUUUCCUCCAAUCACGUUUUGGCUGUGUCUGUAAGCACUAGUGUGGAAACUAAGGACUCCUCAGCCUCCCCCAUGGCGACGAAUCAGGUCUCUUUGCCUCCAUCACCUGUGCUGAUUUCGACCAAUGAGGACUCGUGCACGGUCAUCAUUGAGACGAGGUCAGCAAAUUGCAGCCCCCGGCCACCCAGUACCAAAGACACCUCCAGAGGCAGGAAGAGAAGGAGGAAAGAAUCCAGGAAGUCUCACAACGGGGAUUUAAGGUACCACAAUGGGAGUGAGAGUGACAUCCCUCUGGACAUGGGUGUGGUGACCAGUAGCCCCUUGCAGGCAGACUCCACCAGGGCUGACACUCCCACCCAGGAGAUGGUCACCAGUUCCCAGUCCACCCCGCCUCCCAAGAAAAACAAGGUCAACGUGGCCACCCAGUGUGACCCGGACGAAGUGAUCGUCCUAUCAGACUCGGAAUAACCUCUGCCCCCACCGUACUGGGUGUUCACGCUUCCCAUUACUAGUCUGAAACCAGGUCUGUUUAUGCUACACAAACAGAUCUGAGACCAGGCUAUCCAACUUGACUUCCAAACUAGUGCCUGCUAAUGUGAACUCUUGAAAGUGUACGCAUUUUCAGACGGGAGGGUAAACCUUUCAUUACAGAUUGAAACUGGCGAUGGACGUGGUAGUUUACCGCCAAUGUUUACAUUCUAUAUUUAUAUGCCAAUUUUUGCCCAGUGUCUGGAUUGUGCGGGAAGGGAGCAGCAUCGCGUCAGGUUAUUUUUGUAUUUUAGCUGUAAAAAUGAGUUCAAUUAGAUAUUAUUUUUCCAGUUUUCUUUGUUUGUCAAUUAUUUUGGAUGGGUGAAUGGAUGUGUGUUAGUAUGCUAGAAUGCUGGCAAUAGAAGAUGAACCAGUUGAACACAGGAGUACUGUAUCUUAGAUGUAUACAGGGCCAAUACAGGAUCUAUCCAUCAACUUUGUCAGUGCAAUCAUGGAUCAUUUAUUGUAUGGUUGGUGUUGCUGUGUCCACAUAGUGCAACCUAAUGGCCUGAACACUGCUAUUUCGCCCAAGUAAUAUGCAAGCGCAACUUGAUGGCAGACUGGCCAUCAGUUUAAUUGUGUUCAAGAUGCCAAACAAAUGCAAUUGAGUAGAUGCAUUGAUCUAAAUAGCCAGGUACAGCUUUGCAUUAAUGUGAAAUGUAGAGCAGUGUCCUACUUUAUGCAGGCAUAACUCCCUGAAGAAAUGUUCACAUUGACUUUACAUAAAUAGGUGUGUUCAGGCUGAUGGGCAUUGUUGUCCAUCUCAGCAUGUAGUAAGUAAGCAGGUGUUUGGGUUGGUUUGCAUCAAACUUGUUCAUAACUCCUCUUGCUUGAGACUGCAAACAGUGGUAAUGAUUAAUCAAACUCAAUAUUUUUCAAACCUCCCCAAGACGCUUUGAUUGGAUUCCCUUGUUUUUAACCAAUUCAAUAAGAUUACAGGGGAAGACCGCUUAAUUGUUAUCCAAUUUUCCUUUUAGUACACUGAGAAGCAAAGGGCACAUUUCCUUUUAAAUAAACUUUGAUAAUAACAAA
This is a messenger RNA of Coregonus clupeaformis (lake whitefish), 2178 nucleotides long. Its product is annotated as death domain-associated protein 6-like. The coding region runs from base 1 to 1086 and encodes 361 amino acids. The record is from RefSeq and is a predicted model, not a curated record. The transcript is spliced from 6 exons. Gene Ontology annotation, molecular function: histone binding. NCBI's taxonomy places the organism in Eukaryota, Metazoa, Chordata, Actinopteri, Salmoniformes, Salmonidae.